GGAAGAAAGGGGCAAAAGGCAAAGGUGUAAAACUUGCUGGUGGUACUAAGCAUAGUUUCUCAGACCAGACUUAGAGCUUUUAAAUCCCCUGGCACAUUGCAACCUAAAACUGUCUUUGAGGUUCAGAUUAACACUUCAGUCAGUCACUGGAUAUUGAAUUUACAGCUGUACCAUGUUAACAGCCCAGUAUGCUGUUGACUGACUUCUGCCCAUACCAUAUCUAAGAUGCAGACAGUCCUGUCAAUAUUUUUUCCUAAAAUCCUAAUCCUCUGGUUUUUGCCAGGGUGCACAUUGAGGACCAAUGCAGUGGGGUUAAACCGGAAUAAAAACAGUAGAUAAAUGCAGUAUAGACACCUUCUUUUGUGCAAGGAGUAAAAUUUGGAUUACUGGGAUUUUCCCAAGAUUACUGGGCUGUGACCUGGGUAAUGAUUAUGUUGGCAACUUCCAAACAGCAAAAUUACAGCCAUGAACCUGUGUAGGUGUUCCUGCAGAAUGUCUGCCAACAACCAACCACCAGCCAAACAGGGCGUGCUGCAAAGUGGCCAAGUGACACCUUCAGUAUUUACAAAGGAUGAUGUCAGUCAGCUGGAAAAAAACAACAUCCCGCUGUCCUAUUUAGGAUGAGAAUUUCUGUGGAAGUCAUCCCAGUUUUUGCUGGUUUGUUUUGUUGGGUUUUUUUGUCUCUUGUGUGGAUUCUCUAUGCAUUUCUCAGCACCACUCUCUUUUCAGAUGUACUAUGUGGUGAAAAUCUCUUCAUGUCCUCUGCCCCAUUCUCAUGGUCAGAUGUCCUUCAGGCCUGGUACAAUGAGGAGAAGAAUUUUGAAUAUGGAACUGGGGCAAAAAAGAAAGGUGCAAUGUUUGGCCAUUACACUCAGAUGGUUUGGCACAAUUCUUAUAAAAUUGGAUGUGGUUUCGCUUUCUGCAGCAACACUAAGUACAGUUACUUUUAUGUCUGCCAGUACUGCCCCGCGGGAAACCUAAUAAGUUCAAUGAAGACACCCUACAAGGAAGGAAAGCCCUGUGGAGAUUGCCCCAGUGCUUGUGAGGAUGGAUUAUGCACCAAGACUUGAAAGUUUGAAGAUGCUUUUUUCCAACACUCCUGGCAAAGUGUCCAGGAUGUGCCCAGAGCUUCAUCAAGUCCACUGCUCUGCUCCUGUCAAUGCAAAACUGAAAUAAAAUAACAGGCUCAACUUCUACCUUCCUGCAUAUCCAUCUCCUUAAUGAAUUCUUCCACAAACACCCAGUUCCAUCCUGCCUCUCCAACAUAUGCAGAAGGACUGACUUCAGUACAGUGACUCACACAAGAAAAAUCUGUAGCAUGAUGUACAUAUUCUAUUUAUAUAAUGGUCUAGAGCAUGGUAGAAAUCUUAAUUUAAAUUUGUUGUUUGUUUGCCAGAUAUAUUUAAUUAUUAGUGUUUCUCAUCUUUCUUUUCCCAGAAUGUUAUCUAAUAAACAUUUGUGAAAGG
This is a messenger RNA of Taeniopygia guttata (zebra finch), 1466 nucleotides long. The record is from RefSeq and is a predicted model, not a curated record. NCBI's taxonomy places the organism in Eukaryota, Metazoa, Chordata, Aves, Passeriformes, Estrildidae.